Mesoplodon densirostris (Blainville's beaked whale) is the source of this 1400-nucleotide messenger RNA. RefSeq names its product breast carcinoma amplified sequence 4 (gene BCAS4). Gene Ontology annotation, cellular component: BLOC-1 complex. The transcript is spliced from 5 exons. Bases 358 to 969 code for a protein of 203 amino acids. The record is from RefSeq and is a predicted model, not a curated record. Lineage: Eukaryota; Metazoa; Chordata; Mammalia; Artiodactyla; Ziphiidae.
GGGAGCUGGGGACCGCUGCUCCACCGGAUUCCAAUGAAAAGGGGUGGUCUAUACCGAUGGUUCUCAAACUCGGCUCUAUGUUAGAAUCACCUGACGAACAUGAAAAGUACUGAUGCCCAGGUUCCAACCCUAAAGGUUGUGUGUGGCCGUCAGACUUAGGAAGUUUUGAAGGAGCCCCAGGUGAUUGCAAUCUGAAAGCGAGUUUGAGAAUCGUUCACCAGUUGGUGCGGGGUCCGGGCGUAGUGAGCGUCGCGCGCCACUGGGUGGCGCUGCCCGCUCGGCCCGGCGUUCCGGGAGGCGUGGGCCGCGGCCACUGGGUGCGCACCUGCCCCGCCUCCGCCAGGCGGGCCACGGGGCAUGCAGCCGGUUGGGGGCGGGGCUCCGAGGCCAGGACGCGGCGUCGGGAUCCCGGGUAGCCGCCGCCAACUGGACUCUGCCGCACUCCUCAUGCUGCUCGUGGACGCCGAUCGGCCGGAGCCCGUGCGCAGCGGGGCGCGCGAGCUCGCGCUCUUCCUGACCCCCGAGCCCGGGGCCGAGGCGGCGGAGGUGGAGGAGACCGUCGAGGGCUUGCUCCUCAGGCUGGAAGAGUUUUGCAGCCUGGCUGACAUGAUCAGGAGCGAUACCUCACAGAUCUUGGAGGAAAACAUCCCCCUCCUUAAGGCCAAGGUGAUGGAAAUGCGUGCCAUCUACGCCAAAGUGGACCAGCUCGAGGCCUUUGUCAAGAUGGUCGGGCACCACGUCUCCUUCCUGGAAGCCCACGUGCUUCAGGCCGAGCGGGACCACGGGGCCCUCUCACAGGCCCUGCGGAAGUGGCUGGGCUCCUCGGGGCUCCCCGCCUUCGGGAACAAGCUGUGGACGCCGCCGGCCCCGACCUUCGAGCUGCCCGCAUUGUACAGAACCGAGGACUAUUUUCCUGUGGACGCCGGGGAGGCAACGCGCCGAGCCCCCAGCUGCCAAAGGCGUCUGUGAGCCCUGCGGUCCUGCCGUCAGGGACAUCGGGAAGUGAAAUCUGUGUGCCGCGCAGAUUGUUUUUUGUUUUGUUUUGUUUUAUUGUUGUGGAUGCGUUUUCUGAAUUUUCCCCCUUGUUUCACGUGGGCCCACAGGGUUUGGAGAAGCAUUUAGAACCCACAGGUGGGCAGUGCCUCAGAGUUGAGCUGGAGAAGGCCUUCUCCACCGGCGUUUGUCCUGCCUGGUGUUCUGGGCAAGAUGGUCACCCAGGGGGAUGGGUUGUGGGGCCUUGGAUUUCCCUUUGCCUUGGAAGGGCUUUGCACAGGGGUUGUGAGGGGCUCGUGCAGUGCCCCCCGGGUGCGUGGCUCCAAGUCCAUGCGUGUCGGCCGGUUUGUGUGAACCCCAGUGCCCACUGGCCCUGUGAACCGUCUCAAUAAACGUGUCCAGGUCGC